Molecule: messenger RNA, 2150 nt
Organism: Saccostrea cuccullata (small rock oyster)
Lineage: Eukaryota; Metazoa; Mollusca; Bivalvia; Ostreida; Ostreidae
Product: vacuolar protein sorting-associated protein 41 homolog
Exons: 22
Coding region: 71-2056 (661 amino acids)
Biological process (GO): intracellular protein transport; vesicle-mediated transport; macroautophagy
Cellular component (GO): HOPS complex; late endosome
Molecular function (GO): protein binding
Source: RefSeq, a predicted model, not a curated record
AAUCAGAGAGAUAAAGUGGAAGGGGGAUUUCAUUGCAUGGACAAAUGAUCAUGGAGUAAAAAUUUUUGAUAUGAGCUCCAGGAACAGAAUCACCUUCAUCAGUAAAGAUCACAGCUAUCGGCCUGACCAAUACAAAUGCAAUAUGUGUUGGAAAGAUGGACGCACACUCCUCCUUGCAUGGGCAGAUAAAGUGAAAGUUUGUAUUGUAAAAGACAGGGAGGAUCGGGAUAUUAGAGAUUUACCACAAAGAUAUGUAGAAAUCAUUGCCAUGUUUACUAUCGACUCGUUUGCCUGUGGUAUUUCUCCGCUGGGUGACAGUUUGGUCAUUCUAACGUUUGAAAAAGAAACCCAGGAAGAGGACAACAGACAGGUUUCCAAGCGACCACACCUGUUAAUUGUGGAGCCACACAUGGAGUAUUUUGAGGAGAUUUCUAAUGACGCUUUGUCUGUACGGGGAUUCCAGGAAUACAAGCCUAUCGACUAUCACCUAGAGACGAUUGCGGACGAGAAUUUGUUUUACAUUGUCAGUCCUAAGGAUAUCAUUGUAUCUAAGGAACGGGACAUUGACGAUCAUGUUAGCUGGCUUUUAGACCAUGAAGACUUUGAGGAAGCUGUGGAUGUCGUAGAGAAAAACGAACAUCUCCUUAGAAAGCAUUCUUACAAGGAAGUAGCCAAGCAGUAUCUCCACUUUUUAUUGGAGGAGGGUAAUUUUGAGGAAGCAGCCAGACAGUGCCCGAGAAUUCUGGGUAAAAAUAAGGAAUUGUGGGAAGAGGAAACUUGGAAGUUCCAGAAAUAUAAACAGUUAAAAGUUCUAGCCCCCUAUUUACCCCGCAGUGAGCCUCAGCUGUCUCCAGCAAUCUAUGAACUUGUACUGAAUGAUUUUUUGAACACAGACAGUGAGACAUUCCUAAGCAUAGUGAAGGAGUGGCCGUCUAACCUGUAUAAUGUACAGACCAUAAUCACCGCCACGCUGGAUCGCCUGGACCGUGAACGGAACAACACGGUCUUACUGAGAGCCCUCGGAGAGCUGUACACAUUGGAGAGACAGUAUGAGAAGAGUCUGGCCAUUUACUUAAAAUACUGUUCAAUCGCUAAAUCCAAAGAAAGAUUAGGGAACACAGACGUUUUUCAGCUGAUCCACAAAUACAACCUCUUCUCUUCCAUCAGCGAUAAAAUCGUCCAGUUAAUGGAGUUUGAUGAAGAUCAGGCUGCUAAACUUCUGAUUGACAAUAUGGAUAAGCUCCCUAUUGAACAAGUUGUCAAGCAGCUCGAACACCAUGAGAAGUUCUUGUUUGCUUAUUUGGAUCGAGUAUGUCAGAAAGACCAACAGCUUUGUCAAGCCUACCAUGGACAGCUUGUCAAGCUGUAUGCAGAAUUCGCUCCAAGGAAGUUACUUCCAUUCCUGAAGAGCAGCAUCCACUACCCACUGCAGAGAGCCAUGGACGAGUGCCAAGUUCGAGGGCUCAUUCCUGAACAGGUCUAUUUACUGGGUCGUAUGGGAGAUCUGAAGAAGGCCUUGACCUUGAUUACAACAAAGUUGAAGGACGUUACCCAGGCUAUUGAGUUCUGUAAGGAUAAGAAUGACGAGGAACUGUGGGCGGAUCUUAUUAAAUUCAGCAUUGAUAAACCAUCUUUUAUCAAAGGAUUACUUCACAACAUUGGAACUCAUGUGGAUCCCAUCAGACUGAUCCCUCAAAUCCAGAAUGGAAUGGAAAUCCCAGGAUUACGGGACUCAUUGGUUAAGAUUCUCCAGGACUAUAAUCUUCAGAUAUCAUUAAGAGAGGGCUGUAGAAGAAUUCUUGUAGCAGACAGCUUUAACUUACUAGACAGACUGGUCAAAACACAGAGAAGAGGGGUAGCUGUUGACAGUAGUCAGUCUUGUCCUAUUUGUCAACAGCGAAUCAUAGUAACAGAUUUGAGAUAUGCCAGCAAUGUUGUUUUAUUCCACUGUAAACAUGCAUUCCACGAAGAUUGUUUACCCACAAACUCAAUGGAGCGCUGUACAAUCUGUAGUACACAAAGGAGGGGACCUGGAUCUAAGGGCGUGGUCAAGUAAUGCCAAUCAAAGGAGAGCUCCAAUAAUAUCCAUCAAAGGCCGUGGUCAUGUAAUGUCAAUCAAGUAGUGCUCCAAUCAAAUGCUGGCUUUAGAU